This is a messenger RNA of Zophobas morio, 2193 nucleotides long. RefSeq lists its product as uncharacterized. Gene Ontology annotation, biological process: proteolysis. The record is from RefSeq and is a predicted model, not a curated record. The transcript is spliced from 5 exons. The coding region runs from base 138 to 2096 and encodes 652 amino acids. NCBI's taxonomy places the organism in Eukaryota, Metazoa, Arthropoda, Insecta, Coleoptera, Tenebrionidae. Gene Ontology annotation, molecular function: cysteine-type peptidase activity.
GCCCAGUUGACGAACUAUUAAAACAGGUAAUAUGUGUGGAAGUUGUACGCGAGUGGAUAUUAAUUUUUGCUUGUUUUUCUGAGUUUGUACAAUAUAUUAAAGAAGCAAAGACAACAAAAUGGUUAUAUUGAGUAAAAAUGAGUGUGUGUAACAUAAAUUGUUGCGUUUUUGGUUGCCACAGCAGAAAAAGUAAAAAUCGAGAGUUGUCUUUUCACAGGUUUCCGACCAAGGAGCAAUCGUUUGUGUUCAUUACAAAUGAGUUAGGAAUGAGAGAAAAAGUGGAUAAACUUGAAGCAUGGAUAAUGAAACUAAAUAUGGGAAAGCGAUCAACGAAGUAUGCAACAGUGUGUUCUCUCCAUUUUACUAAAGAUGAUUUUAUAUUACCAGGUGUCCCAACUAAGAGACCGUGCUUGAAGCGUACUGCUGUGCCAAGUCAAAACUUACAUUUUUUUCAUGAUAUCAUUACUGGGACAAUGGAUAGAAGUGAAAGUGGGCCACCAGAAAUUGAGAAUAGUGACAACAAAUUGAAAAGGAAGUAUGAUCCAUUGGCACUGGAUAAUGAACAAGAGCUGCCUGAAAUAGCAUUGAAAAAAUGGAAAAAUGCUGAAAAAUGUAAAAGAUAUAGAGAACGAAAGAAAGCAGAAGCACCACUGUUUUCGGCAUUGAAGUAUGAACAAGAAGAGCCAUCAAAAAUUACGUUGAAGAAAAAGAAAAAUGCUGAAAAAUGUAAAAGAUAUAGAGAACGGAAGAAAGCAGAGGCACUACAGUUUUCGGGAUUGAAUAAUGAACAAGAAAACGAUGAUAUGAUUAAUGAUGCUCCAAUUCGUCAACUUCAUCAACUACAGUCCACAUUCACACAACAAUAUAAGUCAUCUUUUGUACAAGUACAGCCAUCUGCAGCGUCAAUUAGAUACAUUAAAUUACACCAAGAAAACACCGCAAAUUUUAAGAAAGAUAUUAUUAGCGGUGGUGAAUUGUACGGAGAACAUAUUAAUAAUUUUCAAGAUAUAAUUGCAAGUCGAUUCUUAAAUUUCAGACCAAUUGAUGUUCAUCUAAUUGCCUUGCCACAAUUUGUUCGACCAAUAUCUCAUUUACGAAAACACAUCCAAAUAAUAAGUGGUGUUUCUGGACAACCUCAUCAAAUAACCCACUGGAUUUGCACGUAUUAUGAUGGAAAUGUUAUUAAUAUAUAUGAUAGUUUAAAUAGGGAGAGUUUGUAUCCAGAAAUGGAAUUUUUUUUUAAUCGAUUAUUUCCGCACAAACCACAGUACAAAUUUCAUGGAGUUAGGCAGCAACCCAAUAAUACAGACUGCGGAGUCUACGCUAUUGCGUUUGCUACAUCGUUACUCAAUAACCGGGACCCAUCAAAAGAAAACUACCAUCAUCUAAAAAUGCGGUCCCAUUUACUCGACAUUUAUAGCACGACUGAGCUGCUACCAUUUCCAAAUGAACCAUAUGCAGAUGCACAGAAAAUAUUGCAAACUCGCCAACCUUUACAGGAGGAAAAUACCCAUUUACUCCUAGCAGAUUGGAUUUCGUACUACAGAAAAAAACCCACAAUGUCGCUCGAUUUGGAUAAGUUUAUGGUAAAACUGCGAGCUUCCUUUAAAAAUACUCGUCACUGUAAAAUCUGCCCCUUCUCUACAACGUCGCUUUGCCUCAUGGUAAGCCACCUGAAAGGCCACCCAUCUCUCCAACAGUUCAACUGUGAAACCAACAACAUUGAAUUGUACUCCUGUUUGAAGUGCCCUUUCCAAACGGAUUUAGCAAUUGCGCUAAAACAACACUUUCAAGCCCGCCAUACCAUCAGAAAAGAACACCCAGAAGAUGAGAAAUACGUCAUCAAAAGCUACAUUUGUAAAGAGUGUCAAUUUGAAACCCAUUUUGUGAUGAAAUGGUUGAAGCAUACCAUGAGUUGUCACACAAUAAAGAAAAAACGCGCGAAAAGUGUGGACGAAAAGGACGUGAAAUGGUACGAGUGUAGGGAGUGCCCGUUUAAAACCAAAAUCGCGUCGUCGUUGAACGGACAUGUGUAUUCCCAGCAUUUCGAUGGACGGGAUAUUAAGUGGUUUCAGUGCGAAAUGUGCCCCACUUGAGAAAACACUUCAAUAAGUGGCAAUUAAAUUUAAGUAAGGAGAACUUGGCACGAAUGUAAAGCUCAGAAUUUUUAUAAUAGAAUGAAGUCAUGUCUAC